UUCGUGAAAUCUUGCUUUUCUUUCAGCUGCAACAGGGGGAGGGAGGGUUGCUUUUGGACCUUGGAGAUACUUUGUUUUUAACCCCAGUUGUUGUGUGGAGCUGCGACCACAAGUAGUGCUUUGGGCUUCUGUUUAAAUUUUUUUUUGGUAUUUCUGAAAAAAGAGGAGGGGAAAACAGCAUUUGAGCAGCUGGUUUUGGAAACUGUAGCAGUUAUUGUUGUUUUAAAGUUUUCAGAGAGAGCGAGAGACAAUAACUUUGUGGUGUGAUAUAUAGAAAUAUUUUUUUCUAAACUCUGUGAACUGUGAUGGUGAGGAAACCAGCAAAUUCCUUCUGGUAGAGCAAAUACAGAGAUAGAGAUUUCAUGUACAGGUAGUGAUUCUUACUCAACAGCCGGCAUCCAAUGAAGGGCAAACUUCAUUUCACCAAAUCAAAAGAUUGCAGUGACACAUGGACCAUGAACCAAGCCACCAGCAACCCCGGGACGAAUGUGUUCUUGUUCCACAGCUUAGAAAACAGAAAGCACUACGAUGACAAAUCAUUGAUUGCACAGCCCGUUUUUGUAUUCAGGACGAAAGACCGACCUUGCAAGAGGCCUGCAGAAGACUAUGAAUGCAAGGCUGAAAAUGUUUUCAUUGAUUGUUCCAGAAAACGUACGAGAGCUUCAUCUUUUUCUUUUCAAACAUCCCACUCCCCAUCUUACAGAGAAACAGUACUCUCUCAGAAACGAAUGCGAUCAUCUUCGUUUACCACCCUUCCAACAUUCCCACCAUCCCAACCAGUGAAGAAGAACAACAUUUUCAUGACAUCAACAUUAUUGCACAAAGACACUGCCGGGAACACCACAGAAAAGGGUCUUUCAUCACCAACUGUACAACGAGUUGUUUUAAGGCCUGCCAUUUUACAGCCUCCACAAACUCCUUUGUGUAGAAAAGUAACGAAUAUAGAUGUUGAAAAUGUUCUGGAGGGUGAACAUAAAACAAAUGCUGAGGUAUCUGAAGAAACUUAUUCUCUCAGAAACUGCUCAGAAAAUGCAAUUCUCUCUCUACACUUUGCAGGCCCUGAAACAACAGACAACCAGCUAAUUGAAAGCAAAACAUCUUCAAAGGAAAAACAUCUUAACUUCGUUUUUGGAGAAAAUAUAGUAGAAAGAGUUUUGAGGCCUGAGCAAUUUCCAGAAUUGCAUUCUGAAAGUGAGUCCCAUAAUAGUGAAGAAGCAGCCAUGUUCACAAUAGGUUUUCCUACCAGUUCUCCAUGGACAACACCAGUUUUUGUCAAGAGCACGACACUAGUUGAAUCAGCUGCUGCUUACACUUCUAAGGAACCAACACAACAAUAUUUAUUAGAUAAAGUUGAAGUUACGACUGGAGAAGAAGCAGAACACAACGUGUUGCAGAUCAACUGCAGGCUCUUCUUAUUCAAUAAAGCUUCGAUGUCCUGGACUGAAAGAGGAAGUGGGUGCUUGAGACUUAAUGAUACGUCCAGCGACCAGUGUGGGAUGCUACAGUCAAGACUGGUCAUGCGAAAUCAAGGAAGUAUGAGACUCAUUCUCAAUGCUAAACUCUGGACCCAAAUGAUCAUACAAAGAGCAAACCGGAAGAGCCUGUGUGUCACGGCGACGGAUCUGGAGGACCAAUCUGUCAAGGUGUUUCUAAUACAGGCAAGUUCAAAAGACAUUGGUUCUCUGUAUGCAGCAAUCCAUCAUCGCCUUGUGGCGCUAAGGAGCUUUGCUGAACAGGAAUGCGAUGUAAGCUGGGUGGAGCCGGAGCUGCUAAACUGUGACAGUGAUGAAGAAGAGAUUGAAAAAAUAACUCAUGUGAAAAAUAAUGAAGCGGAUCAUUCUCGAUGGAUCCGCAGACAGCCUGUGGUUUGUUCCUGACAAUGUACUACUUCUGACUGAAGCAGUAAGAAUGGAAAAUCCCUUCGUCUUAUUGAACUAUCCUAAGUGAUCUCAUGGUCAUGAGGAAGUUGUGCAUUUGUUUUAUUAUUAAUGAGGCAAAGACUCACUUUUCCAGACAUUAGAAGCAAUAUAUUAAGGAUACGUGAAAUAUGCACUUUAAGGAUACCAAUCAUCAUUCCUUUCAUACUCAGCUAGGAGAGACAUCAGAGAAUGGUCCCUGUUCUUUGAGAAAUACUUUUUAAAAAAAUCUUCAGAUUUUGAUAUGAAUCAACUUUAAGAACAAUUUUAAUGAAAAAGAAGAUAAUCCCACUCCAGCUUCUUUCAUCACAUUGAUGGAGUUCAUCAUUCAUGUAUGAAUUAGCACAUUAUUUCAAAACAGAUUUAUCUAUACAAAGGUAGAUUGUGAAAAUCUGCAUGAAAUCCACUUUGGACAUGAUUAUAAACAUUUUGUAAUGUUUGAAAUCUUAAAACUUCACAGCUGAUAUUUAUGCCCAAGUGCUUUGUGUAUGGUAGGGCUAUUUUAGGGGAUCAACCCAUCCCCAAGAGAAAGGAAGACUACGAAUGAAAAUAAUAAUUAACCAGUAGAAACAGAGGUAAACUGGUGAAAAUGUUAUACAUGUGGGAAGCCUGGGGGGAAUACUUCACAGCAACCCAACAAGGAAUGCUUUAUUCUAUAGGCUCACUCUGUGCUUGAAACCUGUGUUUUUGUAGUGGGGACAAUAGUCUAGUGUGGAGCUAAAUGUUUAUAAAGUUAAAUAUUAAAAUUAUUUUAUUAAAAUUAUAUUUUUUCUUCGUAAAAUUUGCUGCUUUAUUGGAUAUCAAUAUAACAUUAACGGAAGGGGUUCUGACAGUGCAGUCUUCUGCAAAAGUUACUCCAGUCUAAGCCCACUGAAAUCAAAUGGACUGGAAUAACUGUCCUGAGGAUUGUACUCUGCACUCGAUUUCCAUCACUUUCAAUAUGAUCCCAGGGAGUCCAGUAGCACCUUUAAGACUAACCAACUUUAUAGUAGCGUACGCUUUAGAGAACUACAGCUCUCUUCGUCAGAUGCGACUGGACUCUUUACUAUUUUGCAACUACAGACUAACACGGCUAACUCCUCUGAAUAAAAUCCUAGGGACACUUUUCUGAGCGUAAGCCCCAUUAAGUAGGAUUCUGAGUACAUGUGCACUUUCUAGCCCUGUAAUGAAGCAAUCUUCAUCAGGUCUACUCAGAAGUAAGUCCCAUUUUAAUCAGUUGAGCUUAUUUCCAGGAAAGUGUUCUUAGGAUAGUACAAUUCAAAGCAGAGUUCUAAUUCCAUUAUGAGGUGUAACUCUGUUCAGGAUUGCACAGUAAGAAUUUUGCUAGACUAACGUAAGCAUUAAGUUACACCUGAAGCUUUCAGGUGGGCAGGUGACAAACCAGACAGCAAUAUUUGCAAAAUCAUCUGUUUACUCCUUUUUUGCCUGAUUUAAAUAUGUAAUUAUAUAAACAGUUAUCUAUUUUGCAUGUGCAAAUGGUUACUUACAAUCCAAAAUAUUCUUAAAUCCUGCUGAAAGUUUUGCCUUACCCACAUGAGAUAUCCUGUACCAAAGGCAAUCAUUUUAGUAUUUAUAUGCGAAAUUUAAAAGCUAAUAUUAUUUGCUGAGAAUGUGUCUCUCAGCUUUUCAUAUUCAAUAGUCCAAAGAACAUUUUCAGAGCUUCUAAUAAAAACUCUAAAUAUUAUAACUACUGCUUUUUAAAGGGAGAAAUGAAGUAUUUAGGGAAAAUAUAACUUCUAAUGGUACCUAUUUUUUGUUGAUGUGCCUUGCCAUUUGUGCAUUACAGUAUACAAAGUGUGGUAUAUAGUGUAGCAUACAAAGCUGAGCCAUUAUUUUGUGGUUUUAAAGUUUGUUCCUUCCAUUUAUGCAUAGCAUUUCUUAAGCGGAAAGUGUUUUUUAAUGUCAUUCAUAUGUACAACUCCCCGCAAUGUGGGCUACCUACCUUUCUUUCCAUUUUACACGUCAGGAAUUGAGGCUGCUGCUAUCCCCAGUCCUUUUCCCCAUUGCAAUCCCAUUUAAUAGGUCUUCUUACUGAUAACCAGCUGGAAACAGCAUGGCCGAAAGUAGGUUGAGCACCUCCUUCAUCCAAGAUGGCACUACAUUAAAGCAAUUGUUCCAGGAAGCCUAUCUGCAGUGCACAUGCUUUGCAUCAUUGAGAAGCAUUGCCUCUCCUCCCUCCCAUCCAGCUGUUGCCAGGGUAAGUCAGAGGAGCCAAGUAGAUGGGGUACAACAGGGCCCUUGAACCAUUCAUGACUCCAAAUUUCUGCCCAACCUUACCUCUUAUGAUGCUAUAGCAACUGCUGUACCAUAGUGGUUAAGUGGUUGGAUUGUGAGUCAGCCCUCUUCUGGUUUGAAUCCCACUACUGCCAUGAGCUCAGAGGAGACCUUGGGUAAGCCACUCCUCUCAGCCCCAGCUGCAUUGUGGGGAUAAUAAUAACACUAACUUGGUUCACUGCUCUGAGCGGGGCACUCAUCUGUCUAGAAGAAUGGUAUAUACAUUAUUAUUAUAGCUACCCCUUACAAAGUCCUUGCAUUUGGGAGGGAAACAACAUGAGGACUUUGCAUCAGGGAUCUGCUAUUGGUUCGUGUAAACAGGGCUUUUUUCCAGCAGGAACGCGGUGGAACGGAGUUCC
Eublepharis macularius is the source of this 4549-nucleotide messenger RNA. RefSeq names its product RAN binding protein 3 like (gene RANBP3L). Lineage: Eukaryota; Metazoa; Chordata; Lepidosauria; Squamata; Eublepharidae. Gene Ontology annotation, molecular function: GTPase activator activity. Gene Ontology annotation, cellular component: nuclear pore; cytoplasm. Gene Ontology annotation, biological process: protein export from nucleus. The transcript has 15 exons. The record is from RefSeq and is a predicted model, not a curated record. The coding region runs from base 402 to 1877 and encodes 491 amino acids.